Diaporthe citri is the source of this 408-nucleotide messenger RNA. RefSeq lists its product as uncharacterized. NCBI's taxonomy places the organism in Eukaryota, Fungi, Ascomycota, Sordariomycetes, Diaporthales, Diaporthaceae. The record is from RefSeq and is a predicted model, not a curated record. The transcript has 3 exons. The coding region runs from base 1 to 408 and encodes 135 amino acids. Gene Ontology annotation, molecular function: carbon-sulfur lyase activity.
AUGGUCAAAGCCAGCUGUGUUUGCGGGAACUCUGCGUAUGAAUUCACCGGGAAGUAUCAGGCCUUCCUUGCUUGUCACUGUGUUCCCUGCCGCAAAGUCACAGGCGCUGAUCGAUCUCUGAACUUGGUUGUGCACAAAGAUGAGGUGACAAUCACUUCGGGAACGGACAGACUGGUCUCUAGAAGCGCCGACAGCGGGAAGGGCCUGACAUACUAUCAGUGCCAGAAUUGUGGGAACACGAUGUUUGCAGUGUCUGGGAAGGAUCUUGAUACGUAUUUUCUCAAGGCUGGUCUCAUCGACGACAAUAAGUUCUUGAAUACGCUCGGAACACCGAAGAUGGAAAUCUACUGCAAAUAUUUGUGGAACUGGGAGAGGACAUUCGAGGGAGCGCAAGCAACUCAGAACUAG